Messenger RNA from Cercospora beticola, 721 nucleotides. It is a transcript of the gene MMS2, whose product is annotated as E2 ubiquitin-conjugating protein MMS2. Gene Ontology annotation, biological process: protein K63-linked ubiquitination; DNA damage tolerance. The record is from RefSeq and is a predicted model, not a curated record. Lineage: Eukaryota; Fungi; Ascomycota; Dothideomycetes; Mycosphaerellales; Mycosphaerellaceae. Gene Ontology annotation, cellular component: nucleus.
UCCCACCAUCCACAACAAAUAUCACAGCGCAGACAUGGCGACGGUGCCUCGAAACUUCAGGCUGCUCGAGGAGCUCGAGAAGGGCGAGAAAGGACUUGGAGCGGAGGCUUGCUCAUAUGGUCUCGAUGAAGGUGAUGAUCUUUUGAUGACGAACUGGAAUGGCACAAUCCUAGGGCCUCCUCAUAGCGUGCACGAGAAUCGUAUCUACUCGUUGAAGAUCGUCUGUGGUGACAAGUACCCAGACGAACCACCGGAGGUCACUUUCAUCAGCAAAAUCAACUUGCCAUGCGUGGACGCACGAACGGGAAAGGUCAAUCUUAGUGCGAUACGCUCUUUAAGCACGUGGAAGCGUGACUUCACCAUGGAGACGAUCCUGAUCGAGAUCCGCCGAUUUAUGGGCACACCAGAGAACAAGAAGAUACCACAGCCUCCUGAGGGCACGAACUUCUAAAUUUGACCCAAGGACAAUGCCGGUCUACUCGCACAGUUCUUUGCACCGAAUCGAUCACACAGCAUGACAUCAAGUCGAAGAUAAGCGAAGGAGAAACUGUUCGUCAGGGAAUUACGUUGCAGCAUUUCUGGAUGCUCUAUGUCUAUGGCUGACAGCGGGUCGACUACCCGAAAAGUGUGACCCAAGCGCUUCGAAGCGUGAUAUUCAAACGUUCAAUCCUCGGACAACCCAAGCAUAGGCCCGCACUAUUGCGUGCUGUACACUCUAGCC